GAGAGAGGGAGCUGCUUGAGCUGGACUACAACUCCCAGCAGCCUUUGCUCCGCCACAGCCCCGCGCACUUUUCGGCCGCUGAUUGGUGGAGCCUCCACCUAUCGGUGCUGUCACGGGGGCCUGCCCCGCCCCCUCUUCCCGUGCGGCGGACGCUGAUUGGCGGAUCCGCCCGUCGAUCAGCCCGUCCCACCGCCGCUCGCGCCCGCCGGCCUCGCGCGCGUUGCCGUGGCGACCCCGCGGCGGUGCAGCCCCCCCACAGCCCGGGGGGGGCCCAAGCCCCGAUGCCGCCCCCGGAGGCACCGCCAGGGCCCAGCGGCCCUGGAGCCCCCCCUGAGCCCGUGGCUGCCACCAGUUUUGUGGGCCCUGAACCCCGGGACCUGCUGCCCACUGGUGAGGAGCUGGGGAGUCCCAGCAGUGCUGGGAGGGGACCGGGCUGCAGCCUGGCCUGGCCACAGGACCCCGUCCCAUUCGCAGUGGAGCUGCCGCGGGGCCCGGGGGGUUUCGGGUUCAGCCUCCGGGGGGGCCCCGCCGGGGUUUUCGUGCGGGGGCUGCGCGAGGGGGGCCCGGCCCAGCGCUGCGGCUGCAUCCAGAUCCUGUGCGUGCUGACCCUGAUCUGCUUCGGGGCGUCGCGCUCCGGCUACGCGGGGCUGGCUGCGGUGGAGCUGCUGUUCGCUGCACUGGUGCUGCUGGCCUGGAGCUGCCGCCUGCCCCCCCGGCUGACCCUGCUGCACUGGGGCUGGACCGACUUCAUGCGCUGCAUCAUCGGGGCUCUGCUCUUCCUCAUCACCUCCCUCAUCGUCAUUGUUGGCCACCGGGACGGCGCCGGCAUCGCAGGAGGGGUGUUCGGGAUCCUGGCCGGGAUCCUCCUGGGAUACGAUGCCUACAUCACCCUCCCCAUCCGGCAGGGCCACACUGCCGCCCCCACUGAAUCCCCAGACGGUGCCUGAAAAACCCAGCAAACCAAACGGAGACCUCCACAAACCUCCCCCACCGCAGGGGGACCCCCAGCCUUAAAUUAUUGAGGGGUCCCGACGCCUGGGUCCCCCCGGGGUGGGACAGGAGUAGAUCUGGGGGUCCCUCAGGGGUUGCCCCUCCACCAAACGCCUUCACAAGUGCCUUGAACCGCCUGUGCCUCGUUUUCCUCCUGGGGAGACCCUCCUCAGGUUUAAAGGUGCCUUUGCCUCUCACGGGUUCUGGGGUGCCUGCCUCAGUUUCUGAGGUGCCUCCGUUAGUUUUUGGGGUGUUCCCCCUCCCCAGCCAGCGGGAGGUUUUUGGGGGCAAUAUAUUGGGAAAUAAAGGGUUUUUAUUACUGCAUUUACGGUUCCAGUGGUUU
Messenger RNA from Poecile atricapillus (Black-capped chickadee), 1333 nucleotides. RefSeq names its product proteolipid protein 2 (gene PLP2). The transcript is spliced from 9 exons. The record is from RefSeq and is a predicted model, not a curated record. Bases 282 to 947 code for a protein of 221 amino acids. Gene Ontology annotation, molecular function: protein binding. NCBI's taxonomy places the organism in Eukaryota, Metazoa, Chordata, Aves, Passeriformes, Paridae. Gene Ontology annotation, cellular component: membrane.